AAAAAAAAAGAUGUUCUGCUUUUAAAUUUGAACUGCUCGCAUCUUGGCAAAUCGCGGGUUUUCAUUUUGUUGCGCUCGAGUUAAUCUGUUCGUCAUGGCAUCGACAAUGGCAUCUGGCCUGCAUUUUGCAACAGUAAGACCCUAUGUAUCCUCUUCGCGCCAAGCUUUUAGACUAGGUGCCACAAUUCUUGGUUACGACAAUAAGGUGGCAUCGUGGGCUGAGCUUGCUAGCACUUGUCAUCUAUCAUGUAUGCUACCCUUCCGAGGAAUUUCUUCGUCAUCAGGGGUGAAAUCAGAUAAGCCUGUGACAAAGGCCAUGUCUGAAGAUAGUCAAAGCAAGCCUUCGUCAGGUUUGCCAAUUGACUUGAGAGGAAAGAGGGCAUUUAUAGCGGGCAUAGCUGAUGACAAUGGUUAUGGUUGGGCAAUAGCAAAAUCUCUUGCUGCUGCUGGGGCUGAAAUUCUUGUUGGCACAUGGGUGCCUGUUUUGAAAAUCUUUGAAACCAGCCUGCGGCGUGGAAAGUUUGACGAAUCACGUGUGUUGCCAGAUGGUUCUGUCAUGGAGAUCUCCAAAGUAUAUCCUUUAGAUGCUGUAUAUGACAAUCCUAAUGAUGUCCCUGAAGAUGUUAAAACAAACAAGCGUUAUGCAGGAUCCAACAACUGGACUGUUCAGGAAGUGGCAGAAUCUGUGAAGCAGGACUUUGGCAGCAUAGACAUUCUUGUUCACUCACUUGCAAACGGGCCAGAGGUAACCAAGCCUUUGUUGGAAACAUCGAGGAGGGGUUAUCUUGCGGCAAUAUCUGCUUCAAGUUACUCCUAUGUUUCAUUACUCAAGCAUUUUAUGCCGAUAAUGAACCCAGGUGGUUCUUCCAUAUCACUUACCUACAUUGCUUCUGAGAGGAUCAUUCCAGGGUAUGGUGGAGGAAUGAGUUCUGCAAAAGCUGCUCUAGAAAGCGACACACGAGUGCUUGCUUUUGAAGCAGGAAGAAAGAACAGAAUUAGAGUGAAUACUAUAUCGGCGGGUCCUUUAAGAAGCCGUGCGGCAAAAGCAAUCGGAUUCAUUGAUAUGAUGAUAGAGUAUUCCAUGGCCAAUGCUCCUUUGCAGAAAGAACUGUCUGCAGAGGAGGUGGGGAACACUGCUGCAUUCUUGGUAUCGCCUUUGGCUUCUGCCAUAACGGGAGCCGUUAUAUACGUCGACAACGGCCUAAAUGCCAUGGGAAUCGGAGUCGACAGCCCGCUAUUCGAGGGCCUUGACAUACCAAAGAACAAGCACUGAAGAUUACAUAGUGAGCGCAUCAGAAGAGCGCGGCAUCAGAAGUUUUGCCAGCUCCGUUCAGUUUUGCUCUUUUUACUGGUAUCAUCAAAGGAAGGCCUUCCAAUUUAAGGCUCCAGAUUUUGUCCUUGA
Molecule: messenger RNA, 1402 nt
Organism: Syzygium oleosum
Lineage: Eukaryota; Viridiplantae; Streptophyta; Magnoliopsida; Myrtales; Myrtaceae
Product: enoyl-[acyl-carrier-protein] reductase [NADH], chloroplastic-like
Exons: 13
Coding region: 95-1273 (392 amino acids)
Biological process (GO): fatty acid biosynthetic process
Molecular function (GO): enoyl-[acyl-carrier-protein] reductase (NADH) activity
Source: RefSeq, a predicted model, not a curated record